GUGAAGUCUGAACUCCACCUUGAGGCAGAAUGAGGUUCUCCCCGGGAUCUCUGCUUUUCGUGCUGCUGGUCUGCAGCAUCCCUCCAGUCCAUGGUGUUCUGGAGGCCUAUAACACAAACUUAAAGUGCAAAUGCAUCCGAGAGACCUCAGCCUUUAUCCCCCCCAACCUCAUUGAAAAGCUUGAGAUCUUGCCUCCUGGGAAUGGGUGCCCAAACAAAGAAGUCAUAGUUAAGAAGAAGAAUAUGUCAGUUGUAUGCUUGAACCCUCGAGCUAAAUGGGUACCAAAAUUUAUAAAUAUUUUAUUGAGUAAACGUGCUGCUUCAACUCCAUCAGCUCCAGUGUUUAAGAAAAGGGUCAACUGAUGCCAAUAUCCCUACUAAGGACACCUGCCUACCCCCUCCUCCUGCUCUGGGUUUUAGUUUUGUAUUUGGCUGAGUCUUUCCAAAAAAAAUGAACUUCCCCAUACAAGCAAGCAUGAAAAUAUAUGUAAAAUAAGCCUACAGAAGCUGAUGGGCCAACUUGAGCUUUUUAAAAAUCAUAGUACCCUAUAUACUGGAACUUUGCAUUCUUAUAAGUCAGGAGGAAAGUUUCCUUGAGGAUACUUAGUGCUAAAUCACAUCAAUUUCUUUCAAUAGCAUACUAAAUUUUUAUGCUAAAUUUUCCUGGAAAAUAAGGGAAUAAGAAUUUAAACCUCAAAUCUGAAUAUGUGGCUUGAAUUAAGAAGGAAAUGAUGGAAUUCAUUUCAAUCAUUUCACACCGUAAGGAAAGCAAGCUUCCAUAAGAGAAUGAAACCUGCCUGGGAAACCCAGGGGAUUUUACAAGAGACAGAGGGCUCUCAUAGUAGCUAUCUUACAUUUAAAAGCUCACUAUUGAGAAAAAAGGAAUCCUUUUCAUUCAAAAUAGUUCUUUUGUGAAAUUUACUGUGAUGGACAAAAACUAAUAACAUUCAACAAUCUCCAGACUUAUAUGUGUAGAAUAUUCAAGAAAAGCAUUUAAAGCUGAUAUUCAGAUGUCUCCUUUCAUACAUUUGCUUUGUCAAACUUUUCUUACAUAUCUUUUGCACAGACUUUUUCCCCCCCUGGUCUUUGGUACCCGAUUCUUUAAUGCUUCCUAUUAAUCUAAUGCUAUUCAAUAAACUCAAGUAAACAUUUUACUUAA
Suricata suricatta (meerkat) is the source of this 1158-nucleotide messenger RNA. RefSeq names its product C-X-C motif chemokine ligand 13 (gene CXCL13). The transcript is spliced from 4 exons. Gene Ontology annotation, biological process: inflammatory response; neutrophil chemotaxis; antimicrobial humoral immune response mediated by antimicrobial peptide. Bases 30 to 362 code for a protein of 110 amino acids. Gene Ontology annotation, molecular function: CXCR chemokine receptor binding; chemokine activity. Gene Ontology annotation, cellular component: extracellular region. The record is from RefSeq and is a predicted model, not a curated record. Lineage: Eukaryota; Metazoa; Chordata; Mammalia; Carnivora; Herpestidae.